This is a messenger RNA of Bipolaris zeicola 26-R-13, 393 nucleotides long. RefSeq lists its product as uncharacterized. The record is from RefSeq and is a predicted model, not a curated record. NCBI's taxonomy places the organism in Eukaryota, Fungi, Ascomycota, Dothideomycetes, Pleosporales, Pleosporaceae. Bases 1 to 393 code for a protein of 130 amino acids. The transcript has a single exon.
AUGAAAAAAAAGAGGAGCAUUCCUCGUCCGACACGAGUAACACAACAAUAUGAUUCAAUCCAAACAAAAGAGAAAGAGAAUAGUCAAAAACAGCCAUGUCCAUCCCGAAUAUUUCUCCCUCGCCUCUCCUCUUCUACUAUAUCGCUUUCUCAAUCAGUCUCAGUUGCACCUAAGAGUCCACCUCAUCAUCUUACACAAGGUUCCAUCCCUCCUUACCUCCCUCCCGCGUCCAUACCACUUAUCCACAAAUGCCCACCUCGUCCUCGAUGCACACAAUCUACCCGCCUCCCAAGUCCCCCUCUACUACACUUCCCCCGCAUAACGGCACAAUACUUCCACACUACACUAUCAGAAGGAAUCCUCCCAUCGUACAAGUGUCCAGUUUGCCAGUGA